AGUGUUUCUCUGCAGACCACCUUAAUUCAGAUCAGUCUGUUAGGGGAGACGAAAACUGCUGCAGCACAUGGACUAACAGCUGGUGACCCACAGCAUCAUUGCUAUCGGUUUUAUGCAGACUACAAAGAUCCUCCAUCCUCUUUGAGUUCCAGGACACUUUACUGACACCAGCAACAAUGAGUAUGCAUCUUGAGCUGAAAAAUGUUAGUCUGAGAACUGGAGAUCAGAUCAAAGUAAAGGGAGAAGUCCUGCGUGAUGCUGAGAGAUUCCAGAUCGACCUCGGCUAUGACACUGACGACCUGGCGUUGCACUUCAACCCUCGUUUCCAUGACGACGCUGAUGGAGCUGUUCUUGUGUGUAACUCGAAGAGCGCCGGAUCCUGGGGUGAAGAGAUCCGAGACGUUCACAACCCUCUGCACAAAGGCGCCGAGGUCAAGAUCGUGUUGAAAUUGGCUGGAGACACGUUUGAGGUGGAGCUUCCUGACGGACAGGAGCUCCAGUUUCCAAACCGCGCAGGCGUGGACAUGAUCAGUUACGUCAGAAUCACCGGAGACUUCAAGCUGUCGAGCUUCAAGAUCUGCUGAAAGACAAAAAUCUCUCUGAAGGAUUCACUUAUUAUGAGAAAUCUUCACCAGUAGUAUGUGCAAACCUUCAGUAUGGAAAUGUCCCUUUAUUUAACAAUGACCUGUUGUCUUUAAAAGUAUUAAAUGUUCAAAUCAAAAUGACCUUGUGUUUUGUUUGGAGGAUUAAGUGCAAAUAUUUAACAUUCACACUCAGGAUACAACCAGCCAUUUGGUUCAUCAUUAACCAAACGUUGCCGAAGGGUGUCUUAAUUGCACAAACACAUCAACAAUGCAUCUAUCCAGGUGAAUGAACACUAAUUUGGACAGAACAACUUAUACAUCAUGUUAAAUACUAGCCAAGUUUACCUGUUGGAUGCCGCAGCAUAACAAACAGAAGUCUUUCACACCCACCUCUGGCAGAGUGCCGGGCAGCUGCACUCUGAUCAUGUUUCUUGAGAGGGCGUGGCUUCAGCGCAAUUAACUGAAACGCCCACACCACCCUAGAGCAGACUUUACUGCCACAUUUUCCCAGAUUUUGAAUCCUAAUUUUAUAAACUUAGAGAUGUUUUUCAUAACUGAAAUUUUGCCUGGUUGUUCAGAACACACUGCCCUGUUCUACAACAAGCCUAAAAAAAUGAUUUUUUUAAAUCACUUUACAGGAACUUUAAAUUAGAUCCAGGAAUUUUGAGUUUCUUUUGUUCAGACAUAAGGUGAAAAUAACGAUGUUAGUUUUUUACCUUGACAGUUUCGGCGAGCAGCUCUCGCCUUCUUCAGAAGCGUCUCACUGACGGCGUGUGACGUGUCAGCUGGCAGAUUUUGACAGCCAGCAAACACGGCACGCCCUGCAGUGCUGGUGGGCCAGUCACGCCCACGCCGUAAUGGCAUGUCGUGGCAGGCCCAAACGAAACCAACGGUGCAGAUCCGGCAGCGCCACUGGGUGUGCCGUGUUAGCAAAGAAAACAUCCCUUUAAUGCCCACAUAAAGGCAUGAGACUGCAGGGCAGUGUGCAAACACAGAAGGCAGUUACAGUUAAGGUGAGAGGAAGUAAGAUGUCAGUUUUGUUCAAAUAAAAAAAACAUAAAAACAAUCACAAAACUUCAAAAUACUUUGAUACCUCUAAGUGGAUGUAGUGUAGCUCCAAAGACACCAAAAAGAUGACUUAAUUCUAUUUUGAGCACCUGUUGUGGAGAUUAAAUAUGCUACAAAUACAUUAAGUGGAUAAAACACCUAGUUCAAAUAGUUUUCAUCAAAAAUGUAAUGAAUAAUGAU
Cheilinus undulatus (humphead wrasse) is the source of this 1832-nucleotide messenger RNA. RefSeq names its product galectin-2-like. The coding region runs from base 177 to 584 and encodes 135 amino acids. The record is from RefSeq and is a predicted model, not a curated record. Gene Ontology annotation, molecular function: carbohydrate binding. NCBI's taxonomy places the organism in Eukaryota, Metazoa, Chordata, Actinopteri, Labriformes, Labridae. The transcript is spliced from 5 exons.